Molecule: messenger RNA, 1852 nt
Organism: Lingula anatina
Lineage: Eukaryota; Metazoa; Brachiopoda; Lingulata; Lingulida; Lingulidae
Product: putative acyl-CoA dehydrogenase 6
Biological process (GO): fatty acid beta-oxidation using acyl-CoA dehydrogenase
Cellular component (GO): cytoplasm
Molecular function (GO): acyl-CoA dehydrogenase activity; flavin adenine dinucleotide binding
Source: RefSeq, a predicted model, not a curated record
CCAUUUUUCUUUCUAAACAAAAAACAAAAAAAUGUUGUCAGUUUGUCGAAGUUGUUUUUCUGCAAUAAGGAAUAGGUUAACAAUAAUUGAACAUGGCAGAGGAUUCAGUGCACAUGCUGCGGUAAACGAGGCGAAAGAACCUGACACAGCGCAACUUUUCACCCAGGAGCAUAAGGAACUGCGGCGGUCAUUAGGCAGGCUGAUUGAGCAAGACAUCAACCCAUAUGUUGAUGAAUGGGAAGAAAUGGGACAGUUCCCUGCUCAUGAGGUGUUCAAGAAACUAGGUCAAGCAGGGUUUCUAGGUGUCACUAAACCUACAGAGUAUGGUGGUUUAGGUUUGGACUACACCUACAGUGUGGCAGUUGCGGAGGAGCUGGGUCAUAUCAACUGUGGCGGAGUUCCCAUGGCGAUAGGUGUACAGACAGAUAUGGCCACCCCCGCACUGGCAAGAUUUGGAAGUGAUGAGCUGAAGAAGCAGUUUUUGGAGCCGUCCAUCGCUGGCGAUGUUGUGGCUUGUCUUGGAGUCAGCGAAGCUGGUGCUGGCUCAGAUGUUGCAAGUAUAAAGACAACAGCAGUGAAGAAAGGGGAUGAUUAUGUUAUUAAUGGUGGUAAGAUGUGGACUACCAAUGGGUUCCAAGCUGACUGGAUGUGUCUCCUCGCCAACACCAAUGAAGGGCCGCCACAUCAGAACAAGUCCCUGAUCUGCCUACCUAUGGAUGCUAAAGGUAUCAACUUAUCCAAGAGGAUAGACAAAAUGGGCAUGCGCUGCUCAGACACUGCUCAGAUCUUUUUUGAAGAUGUCCACGUGCCCCAGAGUUAUGUGGUGGGAGAGGAGGGUCAGGGGUUUACCUACCAGAUGAUACAGUUUCAGGAGGAAAGAAUGUGGGCUGCCGCUUCAAUACUCCAGACUCUACAGAACAUCAUUCAAGCUACCAUAGAGUACACCAAGGAAAGACAGGCCUUUGGUCAGCCCAUACUUAACAACCAGAGUGUCCACUUCAGACUGGCUGAGCUGGAGACAGAGGUGGAGCUACUGAGGUCAUUGCUGUACAGGACAGUAGGUCUUUAUGUCCAAGGCCAAGAUGUGACCAAGUUUGCCUCUAUGUGCAAGCUGAAGGUUGGAAGACUUGGUAGAGAAGUGGCAGAUAGCUGUCUGCAGUACUGGGGAGGGAUGGGGUUCACAAAUGAGGUGUUGGUCAGUAGAUUAUACAGGGACUUCAGGUUGAUAAGCAUUGGGGGCGGUGCUGAUGAAGUGAUGCUGUCAAUCAUAUGCAAAUACAUGAACACCCUCCCCAAGAUGCCACAGAAGAAGUGAUGUGCAGGAUGAAUGGACUUCAGUCUUACAGAAGUACAUAAAUAAUACAUAUCAGUAUUCAAUCACAUUUAUCAGGGUUAAUUAUUAUCAACUUGACCAUGAACCUAUCCUAGUUCAGGUCAGGAAGAGGUCAAUGGACAAGCAAAUCACAACUACUUAACCAACAGUGCAUACAAAGAAUCUAAACAAUGAGACAUACGAUCAUCUUGAAGAAUGGGGAAUGAGGUCUACAGGAAGGUUACUCUAUUAUGAGAAAGCCAAAUCUCACUAGGCUGCUUGGUCUCAUAUAGUGCCCAUUAUUUCUUGUGACCAGUUACAAAUUCUACAAUAGUGUGGUUUUGUAAAAUUGUCAUAAAAAUACAAAAUAUAUCUAUGAUUAAGAUUAGUUCUGUGUCAUAUGAGAGAGAAAGAGAGAGAUAGAGAGAGAGUCUGUUUCCCUUCAAUUUGUACAGGUAAGCCCCAUCCUAGAUUUUGACACACUUAGAGAGCAUUCACAUCAAGAAGAGCCGAGGUCUAGCAAGGCCGAGACCUAAACAU